Messenger RNA from Peromyscus eremicus (cactus mouse), 1792 nucleotides. RefSeq names its product globoside alpha-1,3-N-acetylgalactosaminyltransferase 1 (FORS blood group) (gene Gbgt1). The coding region runs from base 375 to 1418 and encodes 347 amino acids. Gene Ontology annotation, biological process: carbohydrate metabolic process. The transcript is spliced from 7 exons. Gene Ontology annotation, cellular component: membrane; vesicle; Golgi apparatus. Gene Ontology annotation, molecular function: globoside alpha-N-acetylgalactosaminyltransferase activity. Lineage: Eukaryota; Metazoa; Chordata; Mammalia; Rodentia; Cricetidae. The record is from RefSeq and is a predicted model, not a curated record.
UGUGUUUGCUUUGCCCGGCUCCACCCUGUGUAAGCACGCAGCGAUCUCCGGGGAGUCAUCCAGUUCCUGUUUUCCGGGUUGGGAUUUGUUCCUCCUUCCGUGUUAACGGCUGUCUGCCCAAAGGGAGUGAUUCUGUACCUCCGAGGACAGUCUCGCUGAGCCCUGCUCUGCCCCACCCGGUCCUCGCACCGCACCCCACCGCAGCCGCUGAGAAGGAGGUGGAGGCCCUGGAGCCAGCACAGGGCAAAGUUCAGGAGUUUCUGAGACCUCAAGAGAGGCAGACUUGGAGCCUGAGUGGCCUGGGAGGGAAGUGUCUGAUUGGCCGAGGUCCUAGGGCUUGCUAAAGGUGCCUAGCUUCUGUUCAGCACCCUGUGAUGGCCCGCCGAAGACUGGCCCUGGGCCUGGCAUUCUGCCUGCUCACUAGCACAGGUCUCUGCAUCUUAUGGGGAUAUGUCAGGGACUGGCUGCUGGUCUCCUAUGUGCCUUAUUACCUCCCCUGCCCAGAGUUGUUCAACAUGAAACUGCAGUUCAGGCAGGAGAAGUUGUUUCAGCCAGUGACACCGUUGCAGUACCCUCAGCCUAAGCUGCUAAAACACAGGCCCACAGAGCUGCUGACACUUACUCCCUGGUUGGCACCCAUCAUCUCCGAGGGAACCUUCGACCCAGAGCUUCUGCAGAAUAUGUACCGGCCAUUGAACCUGACCAUUGGAGUCACCGUGUUCGCUGUGGGAAAGUACACCUGCUUCAUCCGGUCCUUCCUGGAGUCAGCUGAAGAGUUCUUUAUGCGUGGGUACCAAGUACACUACUACCUCUUUACCCAUGACCCUUCAGCCGUUCCCAGAGUCCUGCUGGGCCCCGGUCGGCUCCUCAGCAUCAUCCCCAUCCAGGGUCACUCCCAUUGGGAGGAGAUCUCCAUGCGCCGGAUGGAGACCAUCAGCAAACACAUUGCCCAGAGGGCCCACCAAGAGGUGGAUUACCUCUUCUGUCUCGAUGUGGAUAUGGUCUUCCAUAACCCUUGGGGUCCCGAGACCUUGGGGGAUCUAGUGGCUGCCAUUCACCCGGGCUAUUUUGCUGUACCUCGCCAGCAAUUCCCUUAUGAACGCAGGCAAGUUUCCGCUGCCUUUGUGGCAGAUGGUGAGGGGGACUUCUAUUAUGGUGGGGCAGUCUUUGGGGGGCGAGUAGCCAAGGUGUAUGAGUUUACCAGAGGCUGCCACAUGGCCAUCCUGGCGGACAAAGCAAAUGGCAUCAUGGCAGCUUGGCAGGAGGAGAGCCACCUGAACCGCCGCUUCAUUUGGCACAAACCGUCUAAAGUGCUGUCCCCAGAGUACCUGUGGGAUGUCAGGAAGCCUCAGCCCCCAAGCCUGAAGCUGAUCCGGUUCUCCACAGUGGACAAGGACACCAACUGGCUGAGGAACUGACAGUGGAGCUGAGACCCACCCCAUGCCAAGCCCAGCCCUGCCCACUUCAGUCUACCAGGGGAGUCCAGCCAGGAGAAUGGGUGGAGAGAAGGUGUGAACUAUGAGGGGCUGUGUACCCACAGUCAUAGAGUGUUCCAGCAUGAGUGGUUGGGCAAGAGGGAGGCCAGAGCUUCAAAGAGACAGGGCCUGGCAGACCUCCUCACACCCACCCAAAGAAUGGAUGUGCCUUCCCAGGACAGGCCUGGACUCCAGCCCUGCUCACAGUGCCCGGAGGCCUGCUGCCGUCACUUGUUUCUUACUGCUUUUUAGUUUUGUUUGGAUCUGCAGUGUUGGGGAUCAAACCCGGGGCCGUGCACGUUGAAGGGAAGUGCUCU